Molecule: messenger RNA, 979 nt
Organism: Cotesia congregata
Lineage: Eukaryota; Metazoa; Arthropoda; Insecta; Hymenoptera; Braconidae
Source: the annotation of a GenBank genome assembly
UUAAAAAUGAUAAAUUUAAAAAAUUACUGUAAUUAUAUUGAUCAAAUAAAAAAAUAUGCCAAGCGCAGUGACAUAAGUGAAACGGAGUUGGAAAAAAUAUUCGACGAGUGUUUUGACGAUAUUGAAAAAAAGUUUAAAAAAAAUAAACGGGGAAUUUGCAAUGUCAUUUGUAAAUUACUUCAACUAUUUUUAAUUGUUAAUUUUUUAUUAUUGUUAUUAUUAAUUGUUAUUUAUCAUGAUCCUCAUUUAAGGAGUUUUUUUUUACGGAAUUUACAAAGUUAUAUUUAUCCUGGGUUUUAUAUUUUUCGGAAACUCGCGGUACCUGUCAUUACACGUUAUCCUACACUAACAGAAUAUUAUGAUGAAACAUGCUUGGUUGAAAAUCCAUUCUUCCAACUAUCAAGCAUCGAUUGCUGGCCAUGUAACACGAUCCAAACGAUUCCCGAUAUGUCGGGAUUAAAUUGGAGCAUACCUCGUAAUUUUAAUUUUGGGUUUCCUUUUAUCAGACAAGAAAACGACAGUAUUAAUAAUUUAUCUAGCUUAUUUGAUAUGCUGGAAAUAAAUAAAGAUAUUUUUAUUAACGACGCUCGGAGAAUUAGCUCAAAUAAUAUUGACUACCAAAAUAUUAAUGAUGUUAUCAAUAAAAGAUUAGAUAUUAAUAAAUCUCAGCUUGGAAAAACACACAUAUCAUGGAGAAUAAAUAGAAUGACACCCGGUAGAAUUAUACGAAAAUUAUUUCCAAAACCAAAAGGUACUCCUGAUUGGUGGGGACAAUCUGUUGAGAGAUUUAUUUUUAUUGAUGAACCAUUAGCUCCUCUUUAUAAUUUAUCCCGAGUGUCUAAGCACUUGUCAGCCUACCGCGAUAAUUUUAAAAGCUGGUUACACCUUAUGGUACAAUUGGUUGUACUGGAGACCAAUCAGCUACCCAGUGACCAAUGCAACGGAAGUUUCUGUUAAUUAUUUAACGUCCUUCUGUUAA